GUGUGCCGUUGCGUGAGUCUGGGAAGGGAGGAUGGCGGGAGCGGCGCGGUUUCGCCUUGUCCCGCUCGCCCUUUGCGCGCGUCCAGCGUUUCUGCCGCGUUGCUCGCCUGGCUGCCCUCCCGCUCGGUCCCUGGUCACCCCCGGAGUCCGGGGAUGGCAGAAGGGCUUCAAGAAACCUGGGCCAGUAACGUGGAAGAGUUUAGCAGUCUCGGCUGUGAUUGGAGGAGGGUUGCUAGCAGGAAUGAAAUACAUGAAGAAAGAGAAGGAAGCAGCAUUGGAGAAAGAGAGUACCCGAUCCAUUGGAAAGCCUUUGUUAGGAGGCCCUUUCUCACUUGUUGAUCACCAUGGACAACCCAAAACAGAUCGUGAUUAUCUGGGCCAGUGGGUUUUAAUCUACUUUGGUUUUACCCAUUGCCCUGACAUUUGCCCAGAAGAACUGGAGAAAAUGAUGCUAGCAGUGGAUGAAGUUGAUGGAAUCGCAUCUUUGCCUAAUGUCACUCCACUCUUCAUCACCAUUGAUCCAGAGAGGGACAGUGAAGAAGCCAUUGCCAAAUAUGUUAAAGAGUUUUCACCAAAGUUGAUUGGAUUGACUGGUACGAAAGACCAGAUUGAUCAAGUGGCUCGAGCCUAUCGUGUCUAUUACAGUCCAGGUCCCAGAGAUGAGGAUAACGAUUACAUAGUGGAUCACACUAUCAUAAUGUACCUUGUUGGGCCUGAUGGGAAAUUUGUUGAUUAUUUUGGCCAAAACAAGAGUAACAUUGAAAUUGCUUCUUCCAUCCUAAAGCGCAUGAAGCAGUACAAGAAAGAAUAAGGGACUAAGGUUCCUGACCGCCAGGCAAGUGAGCCUGCUACGAUACAUCUAAAAUGCAGCUUGUAACAUUAAUUGGAGGAAUUACUGUGCAGGUAGUCUGCUCUGGCACCUUCUUUGUGCAGUGAAUUUACUAAGCCUAAGACUCAGUUCUGAAGAGAAGCUGGAUGUCUGUCACCACUUUUCUCUGGAUAUGCCUCAGCCAUACAGUGGCUUGCUAAAAGCCUUUGGUGUUGAUGCAGAUUCCCCGAAAGGAGGAGCCUCAGUGCUGAACGUAAGCCCCCCGUGAGACUUAGAAGCGUUCGUUCUUGGCAUGUUGAAGAGACAUCUGCUGAGCUGCACAGUGCUGAAGUUGCUGCUGGGACUGGUCUUCUCUCAAGUUUUACGAGCGACUCCUAGGAAGCGUGGCUUCAGGUCCUUUCUCAGUCAACAUUUCCAGACAGAUAUAGAGUGCCACUUUUUGUUUUUGAAAUAAUUGGUACAGUUUGCAGUAUGGCUGCUAUUCAGCAACAUGGUAGGAUGGGAACCUUAACUCUUUUUAUAAAGUGGGAUUACUGAUCAGAUAAAUCAAAUGUGGUGCACAGAUGAUGAAAUAAAGUGAGAGAGACUUGAAA
Molecule: messenger RNA, 1422 nt
Organism: Candoia aspera
Lineage: Eukaryota; Metazoa; Chordata; Lepidosauria; Squamata; Candoiidae
Gene: SCO1
Product: protein SCO1 homolog, mitochondrial
Exons: 6
Coding region: 32-811 (259 amino acids)
Biological process (GO): intracellular copper ion homeostasis; mitochondrial respiratory chain complex IV assembly
Cellular component (GO): mitochondrial inner membrane
Molecular function (GO): copper chaperone activity; copper ion binding
Source: RefSeq, a predicted model, not a curated record